This is a messenger RNA of Lottia gigantea (owl limpet), 1692 nucleotides long. RefSeq lists its product as hypothetical. Bases 1 to 1692 code for a protein of 563 amino acids. The record is from RefSeq and is a predicted model, not a curated record. The transcript is spliced from 2 exons. Gene Ontology annotation, molecular function: protein binding. NCBI's taxonomy places the organism in Eukaryota, Metazoa, Mollusca, Gastropoda, Lottiidae.
AUGUUGCUGUUCGGAAUAUUUGAGAAUGAGCGAGUAACCCUCGAGGUCUCGCCAGGAAUGAGAGUUAAGGAUUUUAAAAAGGUGAUUCAAGAAAAACUCAAUAUUUCCGACGAUUUGUGUAAAUUCGACAAAACCGUGAUAAGUUUAACCUACGCUCGUGCUGAACUUCAAGAUAUGUGGGUUCUCAGUGAUCUCGGAAUCGUGCCUGGAACGACCAUUCGAAUACAGCUCAAAGAAGAAGACAAUCCAGUGCUCUAUAUAAAAUGUUCUCACAACAACGAAACUUUGACAAUUUUUGAUGAUCUGAAUAUUGGAUCAAUGUCCGUUAAAGAUUUGAAAUCUAUGGUGUCGAAACGCACUGGUCUGCCUGUCGGAGUGUUCCGGUUGUGUACGGAUACCGGACGAGAACUGUUCGAUUGUCAUACUCUAGACAUAUAUAGCAUAGAGGCUGGAAGGACUUUACGUUUGGAAAACUGGGAUGGAUUAAACGAGUUUUUCAACCUGGCAAGUCGUGGAUUCACGAAGCAGGUCAUUGAACAGAUCAACACGGACGAUCUUCAUGGGAGAUAUUUACUCCGAGUAGCUCUUCAUAUAGCUUCGCAUUUCGGUAACGUCGAUCUCGCUCGAUCUUUGCUAAAAAUGGGGGGUCGGGCUGACGAACCCGUGGGCGAUCCCCCACAACGCCAAUGGUGUAAAGGUCUAUCUCAUAUCGACAGUUUAAAGGCUCCAAUCCAUGUAGCAACUGAAAUGGGACAGUUAGGAGUGCUAAGACUGUUCGUGAAUACCGACAUCACCCAUUUAAUGGCGGCAGACGGAAACGGGUUGUUGCCCAUGAACAUCGCGCUGAGACAGAAAGUCCAUAACUGUGCUCAAUAUCUUCUCUCUAAACAAUGGACUAAAGUGAAUUUCACUAAAACUGUUUACAUCAGCAUCAAGCUCUACUCAGCCUUAAAGAAGUGGUGCGAACUCGGUCGAGAAAAAGCCUACAUGAAAUACGGAGUAACCAAAUCCUCACUGAAGAAGCGAAACUUUGACUUUGGACCAUUGGUCAGUCAUGGCGUUCUCGUGGACGGAUUUUCAAAAAGUGCCAUGAACGGAAAACCAAAAUCUCAAGUUUCCCGCGAAGAAAGGGAGAAGCGUAAAGCGAAACAAAAUCUGGCCCUGAUAUUAGACGAAAACGCAGAGGAUGCAGAACAGUAUUUUAAAACCGUAGCCGUAACCGAUAGGCCGACUGACAGAUCGCUGGUUACAGACCGGAAUAUCGCUGAGGAACCGGAACAACCAGAAUCUGACGAUGUCACAGACGAACCUAAACGCAGCAGAUAUCAGCGAGGAAAGAAAUCCAAGAUGGCUGCUAAGUCUCAUGCCAGUGAUGCUCCGAUCCCUCUUCCGUUGAUCAGCAACGAGCAGACGUCACGACCGUUCUUCUACCUCAAUGGACUCCGCGAGGAUGACGUAAUUGAGCCGACAAUAGAACUUUUAACCAAAUAUAAAGGCGGUUCACAGAGGGAACGAGCAAUCCAAUCUUUGGUGAUCGCAAACAGUUUUAAAGAAAAACCCUGGCUGUCGCAGAUUCGCAUGGCCCUGUCUCUGUCAACGACUGCCCUGAAACGGGAUGUGAAGCGGCGGAAGUCGGGUAAAAAAGACACCAGCGUUCAGUGUUCUCUUACUCCUGUCCAUCAGAUAUCAUAA